Molecule: messenger RNA, 2562 nt
Organism: Pectinophora gossypiella (pink bollworm)
Lineage: Eukaryota; Metazoa; Arthropoda; Insecta; Lepidoptera; Gelechiidae
Gene: Hmg-s
Product: hydroxymethylglutaryl-CoA synthase 1
Exons: 1
Coding region: 449-1819 (456 amino acids)
Biological process (GO): acetyl-CoA metabolic process
Molecular function (GO): hydroxymethylglutaryl-CoA synthase activity
Source: RefSeq, a predicted model, not a curated record
CGUUCCCGUUCCAGUUUCCAUUUCAAGUUUUCUGACGUUUGUGAUGUCAUCACGUGACGUCUACUGUCAAAAAGUUUUAUAGUGGUUAUAGGUUAAUUCGAUUCAUUUUAUUAAAUUAUUCAUUGAAAUCACUGGAAUCAACAACCUUGCGUGCACCGGUCUAAACCCUGGUUAUUGCGGCUUACGUACUGUGAGUUUAUAAUCGAUUCCGCGCAACGGUUAUCGAGUUAUCGUAUGUUUGCGUCCGAGGGAAAGAAAGCUGGUUAUUAGGCCGGUAGUAGGUCAAUGGUACGUUCGCUCGUGAGGAACUGGGUGCUGACGUAGCGGCAGACGCGUCUCGUCCGCGGCUGCCAGUCGACGCCGGCUUCUCGGACGACCCGUCCGCUCCCGCGCGGUACUCGCUCGCCUUGAUCGUGAAAGUUAUUGCACACGUACACAUAACACAACAAUGGGCAAUAAAGUGGAAAACGUCGGCAUUUUAGCCAUUGAUUUAUACUUCCCGUCGCAAUAUGUGGACCAAACCGAUCUGGAAGAGUACGACGAAGUCGCCGCCGGAAAAUACACAAUUGGACUGGGACAAAGCAAUAUGGGCUUCUGUUCUGACAGGGAAGAUAUCAACUCUCUCUGCAUGACUGCUCUCCACAGGCUGCUGAAGAGGAACAACAUUGACCUGCAUGAUAUUGGACGGCUGGAGGUCGGUACUGAGACUAUUAUAGAUAAGAGCAAAAGUGUGAAAUCUUUUCUUAUGACCUUAUUUGCCAAAGAAGGUGCUACGGACAUUGAGGGUAUUGACACAACAAAUGCUUGUUAUGGAGGAACUGCUGCUCUCUUUAAUGCUAUUAAUUGGGUUGAGUCAUCAUCAUGGGAUGGAAGGAAGGCAAUAGUAGUGGCUGGUGAUAUUGCAGUGUAUGGAAAAGGUCCUGCUAGACCCACAGGAGGUGCUGGUGCUGUGGCAAUGUUGAUUGGACCAGAUGCACCACUGGUGUUUGACUGUGGAGUAAGGGCUUCAUACAUGACACAUGCCUAUGACUUUUAUAAACCUGAUUUGUCUUCAGAGUUCCCCUAUGUAGAUGGAAAACUAUCAAUUCAAUGCUACCUCAGUGCUCUAGAUAAUUGUUAUAAUUUAUUCUGUAAGAAAAUGAGGAAAGUGGACCCUGAGUUCAAGGGUUUGCUGAGUCUAGACGGGAUGCUGUUUCAUACUCCAUAUUGCAAACUUGUUCAGAAAUCAUUAGCAAGAGUUUCCUUUAAUGACUUUUUGAAUGCAUCACUAGAGGACCGUGAGAAACAGUUCCCAGGACUCUCUCAAUUCGACAACCACAGUAGAGAGGAAACAUACUUUGACCGGGAGGUAGAGAAAGCUUUCAUGACAUAUAGCAAAGAUUUAUUUGAAGAAAAAACUAAACCGUCACUACAUAUAGCGCGUAAUGUAGGAAACAUGUACACUGCAUCAUUGUAUGGAGGUCUUGCAUCAUAUUUAAUAAGUAAAUCACCGGAUCAAUUAAUUGGCAAGAAGUUUGGAUUGUUUUCAUAUGGAUCUGGGCUGGCCUCUACAAUGUAUUCAAUAAAUAUUUGUAAAGACAUGAGUGCAGGGUCUAAGUUGGCAAAGUUAAUCAAUUCCCUUCAUGAUUCAUUAUCUAUGUUAGAUAAGAGGAUAUGUGUGCCACCUACGGAGUUUUCAGAGAUAAUGGAUGUGAGGACAAAGAACUACCACACAGCCCCAUAUGAGCCAUCCGGUCCCAUUGAUGUGUUAUUCCCUGGUACCUAUUACCUUGUUAAAAUUGACGACCAAAGAAGGCGCACAUAUAAUAGAAAAGAUUGAUGUAUGUCUUCUUUCUGGUCAUACUUGUGCUUGGGUUUAAAAAAGCCACAUUGAAGCAAUUCAUCUAAAAAAAGCAAUAUCACUAUAUUUGAUAUUUAUUUGCAUUGUGCACUUAACAUAUUAAAUUAUAUUAUAUCUGCAAAUGUCAAAUUGCAAUAUUGCUUUUUUUGGUGAAUUGCUUUGAUGUAGCCUUUUUAACUCCCCUUAACUAUGAAUGAAUAUGCACGAAUUGGUUGCGUAAAUUAUUUACUAACUUAUUGGAAUAAUAGUAUGUGAAUGAAUAAACUAAUUAAAGUACUAUGUAACAUAACAAUGAAUUUGGCGGAUUUUUUGUACAGACUUUGUGAAUAUUGGUUCUAUUGUUGCUGUUUGCCCUGAAUGUAAUAUGGCGUGAAGAUAAGUGGGAAGCACAAGUGUGGCCCAAAAUAUUGUUAUUUAAUUUGAAUGGGGCAAGAUUGGUAAAAGGGUCAAUGGGUAAAAAAUUGGCAUUGUUUUUGUAUUUAAAAUAUCAACAGCAUAUACCUAAAUAUUGCAGGGUUUCUGUUGUUUUUAUAGUUCACUUAAUGCACUGGAGUAGUGCUAUGUAGCUUUAAUUAUAACUUUUUGUUUACAAAGUUAUAAAUCACCAUGGAACAUGAAUUGUGUUAAAUAUUUUUGUGAAUUGGUAUUGUUUUAUAUGGAUGUAGUUAUAUUGGUUGUAAAGGUAUUGGAUUUAUUUAAAUAAAUUUUAUGUGUGCAAUGUU